AUAGUACGAGAAGCACGGUCAGAAUGAGUCGUGAGAAAAUGUUCAACAAGGCUGCGAACCAUUUGCAGUCGCUGGCAUCGGAAUUGAGUGCCACGGAACUUUUGAGAUUCUAUGCUUUGUACAAACAGGCCACGGUAGGACCUUGCAACGCCUUGAAACCUAAAUGGUACCAAGUUCAAGCUAAGCAAAAGUGGGAAGCAUGGAACAGCUUGAACGAAAUGAGUUCUGAAGAUGCUAUGAAUAAUUACAUAGAGGAGUUGGCUAAACUCAAUCCUAACUGGGAAGAGGAUGCACAGUCUGAAUCCGGUGGAUGGGUUGCCAUUAGUAGAUUAAUAAAUACGGAAGAAGAAAUAAGUGACAAUGACAAGACGUUUUUAGAUUGGGUGAAAGACGGACAGGAAGAGAAGGUGCAGGAGUUGUUAGGGAACGAACCGGAACUGGUGAACCUGAGGGACGAGGAAGGUCUGUUACCGAUACAUUGGGCCGCCGAUCGAGGCCAUUUAAGGAUCACAGAAGAACUGGUUAAAAGGCAAGCGAAUGUGAACUCGCAGGACGAAGAUGGACAGACACCGUUACAUUACGCGGCAUCGUGCGGGCAUACCGAUGUCGUUAAAUAUUUACUUUCGAUCGGAGCUCGAUCGAUGAAAGAUAAUAGCGGUAUGACACCAAAAGAUGUUGCCGAAGAACAUUUAAAAGACAUAUUGUGAUUAAAUAUUAGCUUAUUUAGUCAUAUCAUGUACUAACCGAAUUUAAUAAUGAACGUCAAUAAAUCGAAUUAAUGACUUUCUCA
Ceratina calcarata is the source of this 790-nucleotide messenger RNA. Its product is annotated as acyl-CoA-binding domain-containing protein 6. The record is from RefSeq and is a predicted model, not a curated record. Lineage: Eukaryota; Metazoa; Arthropoda; Insecta; Hymenoptera; Apidae. Gene Ontology annotation, molecular function: protein binding; fatty-acyl-CoA binding. The transcript has a single exon. The coding region runs from base 24 to 707 and encodes 227 amino acids.